AUGUCUACAUUCUCAUCUCUAUCUUCGUCAAUCAUCGCCCGUCAGAUAGCUCGUGUAUCUCGACCGCGACCGUGGAUCGUACCUGCUCUCGUCGUCAAGCCUGCUCCAGUGGCUUGCUCCACGACGGUACCUUCCUCCACUCUGUCAAGUCUCCCGAAAUCUGCGAUCGCCCGCGUCACAGCUCGUGUGUGUCGCUCUCAAAACAUAUCAACGGUUUCGUCCUUCUCCUCCUCGAAACGCUCGAUCGUCGGCGGCCGUCAGACUCCUGUUCCUGAGUCUGGCCUUCGCCAAACGACCCUCGCAGCUCGCGCCACUGCCCGCGCAUCUCGCGACCGCCCCUGGCUCAAUCAACGCUCCGAAUCCAUCGCCGCCAAAGUCAGCAAGUCAAAGUCCAAGACUGCCCAAUGGAUCAAGUCACAAGCGGUCGACCUUCGCCAAGCUCUUCGUCGCCCUUUCCAAGCCUCGCGACAACCCUCUUCAAUCCCCAUCCGACACUCUCCGACGUCGGAUACCUCCAUGUCCAUUCCUGCUCCUCCGAUCGUCCUGCCAAAGCGACGCACUGCCGCGACCGGUCCCCGUCAAGCCGUUCGAUACCCUUCGACAUCGAACAACCGUCCAGCACCUUCGUCAUCGUCGUCUUCCCGUCCUCAGCGAGUGGUCACCCCGGCAUCCCCCGACAAGUCCAUUGCCGCCAUCGUCCGUGAAGCCUUCGCCUUCGACAUCAACGAGUUCCGCGCCGAAGUGGAACCGAUAUACGAGAGAAUCAAAGCCCACCGCCAAUGGUUUCGACGCCUCAAUCGGAAGCCGGUUACCUUCGACGACAACCCUACGGUGAUCGAAAACCCCAGAUGGAUCGACAAGAAGGAUCACGUUCACCCUCGUCCGUCACGCAUAAUGGGCCAACUCCUUGCGUGGCGACCCUUGAGUGAUGAGAAUCCUUACGAGUAUACGACGGUCUGGGGUAGCGACUCAUCGAACUUCGACCACUCCGACUGCCUAAAUCCCGGAUGUCGCCGCAGGACGAAGGAUCUCUACAUGGAUAACUACGAAGAAUGGUAA
Molecule: messenger RNA, 1059 nt
Organism: Letharia lupina
Lineage: Eukaryota; Fungi; Ascomycota; Lecanoromycetes; Lecanorales; Parmeliaceae
Exons: 1
Coding region: 1-1059 (352 amino acids)
Source: RefSeq, a predicted model, not a curated record